AUGAAAGUUUAUUUAUUGUAUUUUUUAAUUAUUGUGGUAAUAGUAAUAUCUAAUAUUAAAAUUGUUGAUACAUUCUUAGCAUCUGCCUUCUCUGCUAUUUCUGGUUCUACUACUGGUAAAAGUCCUAAUUGUAAAAAUUGGAGUGAUUAUGGUCCAUGUUUUAGUACAUCUGAUAGAACAUUUUGGAGUUCAUUACCUAAACAAUGUUACAGUAAUAGAUAUAUGCAAUUAAUUGUUGGAAUUGGACAACCAAUUGUACAAAAAAUUAUGGAUUAUAGUGAAUUAUUUAAUAAAUCAGCACGUGCCUGUGGAAUGUGUAAUGUUCAGUUAGCUUGUAGUACCGGUUGUUCAUAUCAACCUGGUGCAAAUAGUUUUGGUAUUUCUGAUCGUAUUUGUGAUUUACCUACUGAGAAUCAGGCAUGCGCUAUGACACCAGAAGCAUAUGAUGCAGAUACAGGUAAUUGUCAAAUAUGGCCACCUAAAGGUGUGUCAAGUGCAGAUUUCUUAGGAGCAUUUGUUCCACAAAAUAUACGUGAUCAAGUUUGGGGAUUAAAACCUGUAAAUUGUAUAUCAAUUGGACAAAAAUGUUUUUGUUGUUGUGCACCAUAUUAUGUUAAUCCCUGUGAUGCAAAAUGUACUUUAACACCUUGUAGUAGGAGGAAAUCUUUUGCCUCUGGUGAUAUAAAAAAACUUCGAGAAAAGUGGUUAAAAAGACAAGGAUAG
Molecule: messenger RNA, 723 nt
Organism: Strongyloides ratti
Lineage: Eukaryota; Metazoa; Nematoda; Chromadorea; Rhabditida; Strongyloididae
Exons: 2
Coding region: 1-723 (240 amino acids)
Source: RefSeq, a predicted model, not a curated record